Molecule: messenger RNA, 834 nt
Organism: Temnothorax curvispinosus
Lineage: Eukaryota; Metazoa; Arthropoda; Insecta; Hymenoptera; Formicidae
Gene: mRpL11
Product: 39S ribosomal protein L11, mitochondrial
Exons: 3
Coding region: 14-601 (195 amino acids)
Biological process (GO): translation
Cellular component (GO): ribosome; mitochondrial large ribosomal subunit
Molecular function (GO): large ribosomal subunit rRNA binding; structural constituent of ribosome
Source: RefSeq, a predicted model, not a curated record
AACAGUUAUAAAGAUGUCGAAGACAAUGGGAAGAAUGAAAAUGGGCAGGAAACUGAUCGAGAAGAUCGAUCACUCGUCGAAGCUGCGUGUGGAUAUUCCCGCAGGGAUGGCAUCGUCCGCGCCGCCGCUUGGAUCCCAGCUCGGACAGAGGAAUAUCAACAUUGAGAACUUUUGUAAAGACUUCAAUAAGAGAACAGCCAACAUCAAGGAGGGCAUUCCUUUACCGUGUCGCGUGAAGGUGCAUUCAGACAGAACGUACGAUCUGGUGAUCCACAAGCCGCCAACGACGUACUACUUGAAACAGGCCGCUGGGAUACAGAAAGGGAGGAUAAAGAAAGGUGAAGUAGCUGGCAAAAUAACUCUGAAACAUUUAUACGAGAUCGCCAAGAUCAAGAUAGAGGAUCCACCCAAUGCGUUGCUGACUCUAGAGCGGAUGUGUGAAUUGAUAAUCGGCGCUGCUCGCACAUGCGGCAUCGAGAUCGUGCGCGAUAUAGACCCGGUAGAGUACGCGCAAUUCCUGAAAGAUAGGGAAGCAGCAAUCGCGGAGUAUCAGGAGCAGCUUCGAUUAGCUAAAGAGAGCAAAGUACUCAGAACAAACUAAUUUGUAACUAGAAUAUCUAAACUUUUGUCUCUAUUGUAAUUAUUGUACAUAUACAGAUAUAAAUAUAAAUAUAAAAUAAAAAACGCGAGAAUCUUUCGACAAAGGUUAUUUAAAAAAAUAUAAGUUUGAAUGCAAAUAAUUUAAUCUUCUCCAAUGGUGUUGACUAAUUAAGAGGUAGACGUAUAAAAAGAAUGAAUAAAAUGUACAUAUUUUAUAAGUUAGUAUAUACAGAG